Gambusia affinis (western mosquitofish) is the source of this 2147-nucleotide messenger RNA. RefSeq names its product alanyl-tRNA synthetase domain containing 1 (gene aarsd1). Lineage: Eukaryota; Metazoa; Chordata; Actinopteri; Cyprinodontiformes; Poeciliidae. Gene Ontology annotation, biological process: regulation of translational fidelity; alanyl-tRNA aminoacylation. The coding region runs from base 140 to 1378 and encodes 412 amino acids. The record is from RefSeq and is a predicted model, not a curated record. Gene Ontology annotation, molecular function: nucleic acid binding; Ser-tRNA(Ala) deacylase activity; ATP binding. The transcript is spliced from 12 exons.
CCGACGAAAGAGAAAAACUCAAAGUUGUUAAUUUUGGACUACAUUGCUACCCGUGCUUCACUGACAUCUUUGCGUUGGAUAAGUUCAAACGAGUCUGCACCACUUUUAGACUCAGGUUUCGCCUCUUAAACAGCCCAGAAUGGCUUUCCAGUGUCAGAGAGACUGUUAUAUGAAAGAGUUUGUCACCGCUGUAGUAUCCUGCUGUCCUGCGGAACUAAAACAAGAAGUGAAUGGAAAGAAAGAAACCCUUAAAGGUUUUAAUGUCCUGCUCCAAGAUACAAUCUUAUUCCCUGAGGGAGGAGGCCAACCAGACGACCAUGGUCUGAUUGGAGAGGUUCCAGUCUUAAGAGUGACCAGGCAGGGACCGGAUGCAGUUCACUUCGUGACCUCACCUGUGGAGGUGGGUCAGGAGGUGCGGGUGACGGUAGACUGGGAGAGGAGGUUUGAUCACAUGCAGCAACAUUCAGGUCAGCAUUUAAUUACAGCUUUGGCAGACGCAAUGUUUGGAUACAAGACCACUUCCUGGGACUUGGGCCGUCACAGAAGCACAAUCGAACUGGACACUCCAUCAGUUAAAGCCGUGCAGCUUCAGGAACUGGAAGAGGCCGUGAAUGAGAAGAUUCGAGCUGGGAUUCCCGUUGGUGUUCAACUCCUUGAUUUAAGCGACCCUGCUGUGGAGAAAGUGAGGAGUCGGGGGCUGCCAGACGACCAUGCAGGGCCUGUUCGAAUCAUCGACAUGGAGGGCAUUGAUGCCAACAUGUGCUGUGGAACCCAUGUGACCAACCUCAGUCACUUACAGGUCAUAAAGCUGCUGGGAACAGAGAAGGGAAAGAAAAACAAAACCAACCUCAUCUUCCUUACAGGGAACAGAGUCCUGAAGUACGUGGAGAAGAGCUACAGCACAGAGCGAUCGCUGGUCUCUCUCCUGAAGACGGGUCCAGACGAGCACGUCGAGGCCGUGGAGAAGAUCCAGAAGUCUGUCAAGAUGCUACAGAAGAGCAACCUGAGUCUGCUGCGGGACAUGGCCGUGCUUAUUGCUCGGGACUUUAAGAACAACCCUCACAGAGGAAACUUCUUCAGCUUUCACAAAAAAGAAGGUGACAAUGAGUUUAUGAACAUCAUCGCCAAUGAAAUAAACACAGAGGAAACUCUGGUCUUCCUCACUGUUGGAGAGGAAAAGGGAGCCGGUUUGUUUCUCCUCGCUGGGCCCAGUGGACAAGUCACAGAAUUAGGCCCACGGAUUUUGGAGUUGCUUCAGGGAAAAGGGGCGGGGAAGAGCGGGCGUUUCCAAGGCAAAGCCAACAGCCUGGCACGCAGAGAGGAGGUGGAGGCUUUCCUGAGACAGCGCUGCAAACAUCACAGCUCAGAGGAAGAGUGAAGCCUGCAGCAGAGAGCGCCCCCUGGAGGGAACCGCAGCUCCCCAACGACCUUAAACCCCAGAAAAAGAUGUGUACAGAACGUUAAAAUAAAGUCACAUUAUUGCAGUGGCAUGCUUAGUAGAACAUUUAGAAAAGUCUGAUCUUUAUUUAGGAGCAAAUUUAUACAUAAACAGUCUACAAAAUAACUGGCACAACUUCUGACACCUGUUCUGUUGAAACAUGUUUAGAGCCUACAGGGUGUGGCUAAAGCUACAGUUUAGCUUGGCAUGGGGACAUUUGUAAUGUUAGGGGUUGCUACGGCGACCACAAGAUGCCACAGCAUGCUGCAGCUCUGUGACAGUUUGGGAUUUUUUGUCACCAUUUACACCCAUAAAAACUAGAAAUCAUGAAUUAGACAUUUCUUGAAAAGUCAGAGAAAUGAAAUGUGUUGCAUUUUUUGUAUUAGUUAUUUUGUUAAACAUUUCUUAUUGUGGACUUUCUUCCAUGCUGAAUAAAUUUUGUCCAGUAUUAGAUUGUUUUCUAAACAUUUUAGUGAUAUUCUGCAAUAUAUGACUUUAUAUUAGAGGUCUGUACACAUCUUUACCAGAGAUGCCAGUUUGUCUAUUUCUGUAUGAACUAUUUUGCUGAAAUACUGGAGCACUUUUCUAAUGAUGUACAUAUUUGUAUGUGGAAUACUGACAGGUGGCUCGUAUGCCCAUGUGAAAUACAGGAUGAUGAUUCGGAAUAGAAAUGCAGCCUCCGUUUGAAUUAAACUGUUUUUACAGUGCA